This is a messenger RNA of Pristis pectinata (smalltooth sawfish), 1631 nucleotides long. RefSeq names its product nitrilase 1 (gene nit1). Gene Ontology annotation, molecular function: hydrolase activity, acting on carbon-nitrogen (but not peptide) bonds, in linear amides. The coding region runs from base 594 to 1472 and encodes 292 amino acids. NCBI's taxonomy places the organism in Eukaryota, Metazoa, Chordata, Chondrichthyes, Rhinopristiformes, Pristidae. The record is from RefSeq and is a predicted model, not a curated record. The transcript is spliced from 6 exons.
ACCCCGAUCCCCGCGCGGUGGCGUGGCGGUGACGUCACCGCGCUGGGGGGUGCGGGGCGGGGCCGGAUGUCAAUCACCCGCAGCGGCCAAUCAGAGCGGGAGGCUCCCUGGCUCUUGGUCCCUCCCUCUCAAUGACCCCUGACUCCACCCCUUGACCCCGCCUAUUCAUGAACCAGACCACCCUUUGACCCCGCCCACCACCUCCUCGUGACUCCAAUCCUGUCUGCCCCUUGACCUCUACCCACCCGCUCAUGACCUUGACUCUGCCCCUUGACCUCUACCUACCCGCUCAUGACCUUGACUCUGCCCCUUGACCCCAAUGUCUCAGGACUUCAACCCAGAUCCUCAACCACCUCCUUGUGACUCCAACCUUGCCCCUUGACCUUACCCAUGGCCCUGUCCACGACCCUUGACCCCCCCACCCUGCCCCUGACCGUCCACCCUGCACCCCACCCUCUCAUGACCCCACCCUGCACCCGUCCCCUGCUGCCUGUGACCCCACCUCGUGCUCCACCCCCACCCAUGGGCCCCUCAGUGGAUGGAGGGGUGUUUCUGUGUGUGGGUGGGGGGAGGUAACUGUGUGGGCUCCAGCCAUGUCCACCACAAGGAGGGCCCUGAUUGGAGUGUGCCAGCUCACCUCGACCGCAGACAAGGAGCACAACUUCAGGCAGUGCCGGCAGCUGGUGAGGGAGGGAGCAGCCCGAGGGGUCCGCAUGCUGUUCCUGCCCGAGGCCUUCGAUCACAUCGCGCCCAGCACCGAGGAGACACUGCACCUCGCCGACAGCCUGCAGGGCGAGCUGGUGGGGAGGUACCGGCAGCUGGCCAGGGAGACCGGACUCUGGCUGUCCCUGGGAGGGUUCCACGAGCGAGGGCCAGACUGGGCCCAGGACCGGCGAAUCUACAACACCCACCUCCUGCUCGAUGACUCGGGACAGACUGCUGGACUCUAUCGAAAGACCCACCUGUUCGAUGUGGAUCUCCCAGGGCAGGUCUCGCUCAAAGAGAGCAGCUUCACCAUCCCGGGACCACGGAUUGAGCCUCCCGUUACAACCCCAAUUGGGAAGAUUGGACUUGCUAUUUGUUAUGAUCUUCGGUUCCCAGAAAUAUCUCGGGCCCUUGCUGAUGCCGGAGCAGAAAUUCUCACAUUCCCAUCAGCUUUUACAUUAACGACUGGCAUGGCACAUUGGGAGCCUCUCCUGCGGAGCAGGGCCAUCGAGACGCAGUGCUACGUGGUGGCUGCUGCCCAGACCGGCCGUCACAAUGACCGGCGCUCGUCCUUCGGACACUCCAUGGUGGUGGACCCCUGGGGAUGUGUGGUGGCCCAGUGCGGACAGGGUCCUGGUCUCUGCUGCGCCGAGAUCGACCUGGACUACCUGCAGCGGGUGCGCCGACAGAUGCCCGUGAUCCAGCACCGGCGACACGACCUGUACAGGACGGUGGGUGUCCACCCGCACUCGGGGGCAGACCUCUGACACUCUGCCCGGCUGGCUGGAGCUCCCUCCUCACUGGCUGUUCCCCAUCUGCUCUCCUCAUACACUCUCUGACCACCAGAACUGUCCGUGUUCGUCAGAUCGUCCCCCCCGCCGCUGUCAAUAAAGGAAGUGUUAUCAGGGGCUCUCUGUUUGAGACUG